UUAAAUAAUUAUUAUUUUUUGUUUAUUUACUUAUGACCAUUUUCUUUAGCGCUGACAUUCAAAUUUAACUUUUUUUGGUAUGCUAGACGUCACUUUAAUUGGGUACAAAGUUGGCAUCACUUUCUAAAUAAAAACUUCAAAGCGUAUCUAUUUCGUGCAAGCAAAUUGUUCUAAUAUAAAUAAUAAAAUAUAAAAAUGAUAUCACAACCACAAGCCACUAAAGAAGAAGUUCUUAAAUUGAUGUCCAUGAGAGAUGCUUUAGAAUUAAAGAUUAAAGAAAAUGGUUUAAUUUUGGAGGCAAACGGAAACGUUGGUAUGAAUGGACCACUGGUAGAUGAAAAUGGAUUUCCUCGAACUGAUAUUGAUAUAUAUCAGGUUAGACAAGCUCGUCAACAAAUUAUUUGUCUACAAAAUGACCAUAAAACAUUAAUGAAACAAAUUGAACAAAACUUGCAUAAAUUGCACAAAGAAGCAUCAGAGGAGGAACAACAUCAAAAUAUUUCAAAUGUCACAGCAAACUUGCAAUUGGAAGAUGGUAACAGUACGCAUAAUGCCAGCGAUAAUGCUUCACCUGCAAUUGUGAAAGUCACUCUUAUAAGUCCAGGGUCACCAGCAGAAGAUGCAGGUCUAUGUGUUGAUGAUGAAAUAAUUGAGUUCGGAACUAUUAAUGCAAGUAAUUUUGAGAGAAAUCUUAAUCAAAUUGGAGCUGUUGUUAAUCAUAUGAAAGAUCAAAAAGUUUAUUUAAAAGUACGUCGCGGACAACAAUUGCAGCGCCUAUUAUUAAUACCAAAAAUUUGGAGUGGACGUGGGUUAUUGGGUUGUAAUAUUGUUUUAUUAGAAAGUUAAUUCAUGUCAGAUAUAUAAAUAAAUAGAUUUUUAAUCACACAUCAUCUGG
This is a messenger RNA of Teleopsis dalmanni, 895 nucleotides long. Its product is annotated as 26S proteasome non-ATPase regulatory subunit 9. NCBI's taxonomy places the organism in Eukaryota, Metazoa, Arthropoda, Insecta, Diptera, Diopsidae. Bases 196 to 846 code for a protein of 216 amino acids. Gene Ontology annotation, biological process: proteasome regulatory particle assembly. Gene Ontology annotation, molecular function: protein binding. Gene Ontology annotation, cellular component: nucleus; cytoplasm. The transcript has 3 exons. The record is from RefSeq and is a predicted model, not a curated record.